AAAUCCGUCGCCCAAAACUUCCGCUUUUUUGUCGAAUCUUUUCUUCGCCCGUUCCAGAAAGGGUUCAGUAUCUUAAACCCCAAGGCCAUGGCUCUCAGAUCGGCGGCGGCGGCGGCUCCUCGGAGUUUGAGGCGGCUUCUUUCUCGUACUUCAACUUUUACUCCAUCGACGAUCUCGCACUCUAUUCGGGAUUGGGAGAAACCGGAGCCGAGCGCGAAUUCCUUCGUUUCUGUCCGGCUGUUCUCCGGCGCUUCAACCUCCAGUUUCAUUCCUCCGCCGCUCCCUCCGUCCGCUCAGCAGCGUGAGAAGCCUGAGCCUAGUACUAACCUUUUCGUUUCCGGCCUCAGUAAACGCACUACUACCGAAAAGCUUCAUGAAACCUUCGCACAGUUUGGUGAAGUUGUUCAUGCUAGAGUUGUGACUGAUCGAGUGACAGGAUAUUCUAAAGGAUUUGGCUUUGUUAAAUAUGCCAAUUUGGAAGAUGCGGCUAAAGGCAUAGAGGGUAUGGAUGGAAAGUUCCUGGAUGGUUGGGUUAUAUUUGCUGAGUAUGCCAGACCAAGACCACCUCCCGAGAACAAUGCAGCACCUCCGUAUGGCCGGCAAUGACUCUCUCAUUAAGUUUUGCAAGGAUGCUACUGGUCUGCAAGAUGAAACCCAGGAAUUAUAUGAUUCAAGUUCUUUCUUCAAUGGAGGUUUAUUGGUCUUAACUCCCAUUGCUGAGAACUCUCUUGUUCUGCGGGACUGGAGAUCAGCUGCCCAGCUGCCGCAGGUACGAGAGUAUAUUUAAAUUGAGACAGAAUUUUAUGUGUACGAUGUUGGCCACCUAUUUUUGAACAAAUUCACUCGAACUUAUUUAUAUAUAUGCUCGCAAAUAAACUUACUUUGAUCUGCAUUUUUUUUAAUGGGAAGCCUUUGUUUGGUACUGCU
Momordica charantia (bitter melon) is the source of this 927-nucleotide messenger RNA. RefSeq names its product RNA-binding (RRM/RBD/RNP motifs) family protein. Lineage: Eukaryota; Viridiplantae; Streptophyta; Magnoliopsida; Cucurbitales; Cucurbitaceae. Gene Ontology annotation, molecular function: RNA binding. Gene Ontology annotation, cellular component: mitochondrion. Gene Ontology annotation, biological process: mitochondrial mRNA modification. The record is from RefSeq and is a predicted model, not a curated record.